Suillus subalutaceus is the source of this 1485-nucleotide messenger RNA. RefSeq lists its product as uncharacterized. The transcript has 8 exons. The record is from RefSeq and is a predicted model, not a curated record. Lineage: Eukaryota; Fungi; Basidiomycota; Agaricomycetes; Boletales; Suillaceae. Bases 1 to 1485 code for a protein of 494 amino acids.
AUGGAUCCUGCUGGCGAGAGCGACCUCACCAAUAAAUGCAUCUAUUGUAGAGGUGUUGACACUGAUAGUCAACCAUGCAACUGCGAGGAAUUUUUCACCGAGUCACAGGACAUGGCUCAUUGUGUGGAGUGUGGCCAUGGCCGUAGCAAGCACCCUCGCAAGGUAUCAGGCUACACAUCAGAAAAUGUCCAAGAUGAACCUCGCCCAAGUUCAUCGGCCGCUGUCAAGAAGAUAAUGGAUCGAAUAACUGGUGCAAGUGUUAAUGACAAGCUGGUCACCACGAAGCAAGGGAGCCUGCCACUCACCGCUGCCCGAGAAGAAGCCCUAUCAAUGUUGUCUUCUACUCGGAUUGCCAGUUACAAUAAGUUGGCCAAGGGUCCUGCGCCAUCAACUGGCUUGCGCAAGGAUCACAAAGAAACUAACCCAUACCCAAUGAAUGGCUUCCUCAGAGAAACCAAAGCCCCAGGCAAGGGUGGGCAAAAGGAAAUACAGGCUAUGAGGAACCACGGGUGCUACCUUGACCAGCAAUUUAGAAUCGAUAAUGGAUGGACAUAUUUGACGAUCACAAGAAACCUAUGUACUUGGUUUCCAAAGGUCUUUGAAUACCUGGAUGGGCAAGUUGACAAGCGAGCAUCACAACCACCCACCCGAGAAGAUAAACCUAUUUGGCGCCUCCUCAACAAGACCGGACUGCUGUUGACAGUUGUUGAUGUUGCAUUUCCAACUGGAAGCGACCUUGCAAAACACAAGGGACGAGAUAAAGCCAGUGUCAAUGACUGUCAUCUCUGGUUUGUAACAAGGAAUCAAGUCCCUGAGAACGUUUAUGAAUCCUGGAACACGCAACCUAUCAUAGCGGGCUCAGAUUCCAAACAUGAUUGCAGUGACCAGCUUUUGUCCAACACAGACAGUUCAGUCGACGAUAAGUCAGACAACGAGCUCACGACAGCUAGGCAUAGCAAUCUUGACCCAACAUUUGAAGAGUACUUUACAGAGUUCUCUUCUUGUUGUGUUUCCCACACCGAUGAUGAAGUCAAGCACUCAGACUCCAAAGGUAAAAUGACAGCUAUAUUGCCAAGGGGGACUAAUCACAUGAAAAGAGCUCUUUCUCCUGAUGAAUCACCAUUGGAUGCGAAGAGAGUGGUUCAAAAGAAACUCAAGAAAGAUUCGUGUUCGUCACUCCACCUGUUUCCCAUCAUUCCACUAUUCUUUAUGGACUCAGGAAGUUCAAGUUCUCAGGCCCCUUUGUCAACCCAGCCUACUCAAUCCAGUAGCCUCCAAACGGCCUCAUUUCGCAGUCAAGUGCCUGCUGCCGUCCUGGGGCUCAAGAAUGAAUUAUCACCUCCACUUGAAUUUGUGUCAGUCAGUAAGGAUGAUGUCGUGUGGCGCAACAAAACAGAAGAUGAUGACCCCUUCGCACCGGAAUGUAUUAAUCCUUGGGAUUCUUGUUAUAUGAUGAUUCAGAACCCUGCUACCUUUCUCGUCUGA